Molecule: messenger RNA, 1391 nt
Organism: Vitrella brassicaformis
Lineage: Eukaryota; Vitrellaceae
Source: the annotation of a GenBank genome assembly
UUCCAUUCCACUGAAUCAGCUCACUCAGUGUAUCGUUGAGCCAGCCAUGGUCAGUCCAUCCCACAUAUGCAUGGACACGCACGGACGGGUCCCACUUUCAUGCACCAGAACGUUGAUGACGGUACCCAUCCUCCCCUAACCCCCUGUCCCAAGCUCACAUAGUGAAGGCGCUAGCCUGCAUACUUCUCUGGCUCGGCUGGCCACCCGCCCCUUUGUGUGGGUUGAGGGUUGAGGCCAAGAAGUUGACACAUGCAGCAAAGUCCGUCGCCUUUUGAGCGGUGGGGAAAACCAAUACCAACUGAAUCGACAAAGAGGGACACACACAUACUCCAUCGAUUCCGUGCAUGUGUCCCAGCCCUCACCUUUUUCUUCUGCAAAAGCCCCGGCACGCGUCUCAUGUUGACGGUGACGACGCUCUCGACGUACGUCCGGCUCCUGGUCACUGACCCCCUCCUUUGGAUGAUCACACUGCCCCUCCGCUGCCCCUGCUCUUGAAUGGUCUCCCUGUUGUCCAGUGUGACCUCCAUCAUCUCAGAAAAGGGGUAGCGUGAGGCGCCCUUUGCCCCCUGCAGCACCAAGGCCCGCCUGUCCAUAUCGAGGUACACCCUUCGGCGGUAGUAGGCAUGGCUGCCAACCAGCUUUUGCAGCAUCACGCCGGGCGUGUAUGUGCGGACAAACUCCUCCAUCUGCCGCUGCACCUGCACUUUAAGGAAGAGCUGGUUGGAGUCGCCGUCGAUGCCUCCCGACAGACCCAAAGCCUCCAUCUCCUCAGUCUCGCCCUCACGCAGCGUCCGCUUCCGUCGCCUUCUCCCCCCGCCCAGCAACAGAAUGGGAUCCUCGACAUCAGUGACUCGGACGGGUGCCUGUAGGAGAGGCAAAGCGGGGUCGUUGACGCUAGCCGUCUUGACGGAAAGCAGCGCAUCGAACUUGACCAGCUCCCCGGGCUCUUGCGGCACUUGCUGCUGGGGCUUUGCCAAUGUUGCGGCGAGGAGGAUGGCCCCCGUUGCUUUUUUGAGCCCGCCUCUCCGAGUCGGCUGGUCUGAUGAAGGGGUGGGAGCCGAUGGGGCCUCCUCGCCAGGUGUCAGGAACCUCACAUGCUCCUUCUGUUCAGGCUUUUUGUCUUCCUCGUCGCUUUUGGGUUCGCUGAAGCCCACCGACUUGUCGCCCCCUCGAACGUCCUCUCCGUCUUCUUUCCUCACAGCUGAGUCCGACGCAGGCUCUUCGGGCCUCCGAUGACGCCUGAAGCUCCUUCUUGCGUCAGAUUUGCCGGUUCGUGCCUCUGGUGGCCGCCAUGUGUUGAGCCCGGCGGCAUCUUUGACGCUACCUUUGAUCAGCAGUUCGUCGUCCUUGUCUGGCUUACUGAUGCGGCACAAGGCAAACAUGACUUUCCG